Messenger RNA from Melopsittacus undulatus (budgerigar), 5017 nucleotides. It is a transcript of the gene MTR, whose product is annotated as 5-methyltetrahydrofolate-homocysteine methyltransferase. Gene Ontology annotation, molecular function: methionine synthase activity; cobalamin binding; zinc ion binding. The record is from RefSeq and is a predicted model, not a curated record. The coding region runs from base 8 to 3610 and encodes 1200 amino acids. The transcript is spliced from 31 exons. Gene Ontology annotation, biological process: tetrahydrofolate metabolic process; homocysteine metabolic process. Gene Ontology annotation, cellular component: cytosol. Lineage: Eukaryota; Metazoa; Chordata; Aves; Psittaciformes; Psittaculidae.
GAAAAGCAUGGAAGAUGAAAUUGAAUCAAUUCUGCAAGAGCGAAUAAUGAUUCUGGAUGGAGGCAUGGGUACCAUGAUCCAGCAACAUGCCCUGUCAGAAGAGGAUUUCCGAGGGCAUGAAUUUAAAGAUCAUUCCAGGUCUUUGAAAGGCAAUAAUGACCUUCUCAGUAUAACUCAACCUGAUAUAAUUUGUGACAUACACAAGGAAUACUUGCUGUCAGGUGCUGACAUCAUUGAAACUAACACUUUCAGCAGCACUCGAGUUGCACAAGCUGACUAUGGACUUGAACAUUUGGCGUAUCGGUUAAACAGAGUCUCUGCACAGGUGGCCAGAAAAGCAGCAGAUGAUGUAACUGCUCAGACAGGAAUUAGGAGAUACGUUGCUGGAGCCAUGGGUCCAACAAACAGGACACUGUCUGUGUCACCAUCUGUGGAGAGACCAGAUUACAGGAACAUAACGUUUGAUGAACUGGUUGAAGCUUAUAAGGAGCAAGCCAAAGGGCUUUUGGAUGGAGGAGUUGAUAUCUUGUUAGUGGAAACCAUAUUUGAUACAGCCAAUGCCAAGGCAGCUCUUUUUGCACUCCAGAUGUUGUUUGAGAAGGAGUAUGCCCCCCGACCCAUAUUUGUUUCUGGAACCAUUGUGGAUAAGAGUGGACGUACCCUCUCAGGCCAGACAGGAGAGGCAUUUGUCAUCAGUGUUUCCCACAGUAAGCCCCUUUGUAUCGGCUUAAAUUGUGCUUUAGGGGCAGUUGAAAUGCGACCAUUCAUUGAAGCAAUUGGAAAAUGUACAACAGCCUACAUCAUCUGUUACCCCAAUGCAGGUCUUCCCAAUACUUUUGGUGGUUAUGAUGAAACUCCAGAAGUGACUGCCAAGCAUCUAAAGGAUUUUGCUUUGGAUGGUUUGGUCAACAUAGUUGGAGGUUGCUGUGGUACUACACCAGCACACAUCAGGGAAAUUGCUCAAGCUGUGAAAUUCUGUAAGCCUCGAGUUCCACCGUUUCUCUCUCAAGGAUACAUGCUGCUGUCAGGUCUGGAGCCAUUCAGGAUUGGGCCGUACACCAACUUUGUUAAUAUUGGUGAACGCUGCAAUGUUGCAGGAUCACGGAAGUUUGCUAAACUCAUAAUGGCAGGCAACUACGAAGAAGCCCUGAGUGUAGCCAAAUUGCAAGUUGAGAUGGGGGCCCAAGUUCUUGAUAUCAACAUGGAUGAUGGAAUGCUGGAUGGCCCUGCUGCAAUGACCAGAUUUUGUAAUUUAAUUUCUUCAGAACCUGAUAUUGCAAAGGUGCCAUUAUGCAUUGACUCUUCAAAUUUUUCAGUGAUUGAAGCAGGUUUGAAAUGUUGCCAAGGGAAAUGCAUUGUAAACAGCAUCAGUCUGAAGGAAGGUGAGGAAGACUUUUUGAAGAAGGCAAGGAAAAUUAAGUUGUAUGGAGCAGCUGUGGUUGUCAUGGCUUUUGAUGAAAUAGGGCAGGCAACAGAAACUGAAAACAAGAUUGCAAUCUGUUCCAGAGCUUAUCACCUCCUUGUGGAAAAAGUGCACUUUAAUCCAAAUGAUAUAAUAUUCGACCCUAAUAUUUUGACCAUAGGAACUGGAAUGGAAGAACAUAACCUUUAUGCCAUUAAUUUUAUAAAUGCUACUAAAACCAUAAAAGAAACACUGCCAGGAGCCAGGAUAAGUGGAGGUCUUUCCAAUCUGUCUUUCUCCUUUCGAGGAAUGGAUGCCAUUCGAGAAGCAAUGCAUGGGGUGUUCCUUUACCAUGCAAUUAAGAAUCAUGCCCAAGGAGGAAAAAAAGUUGUACAGACUGAUGAGUGGCGGAAAAGCUCUGUGGAGGAAAGGCUGGAAUAUGCUCUCAUAAAGGGCAUUGAGAAGUAUGUCAUUGCAGAUACAGAAGAAGCAAGAUUAAAUCAAGAGAAAUAUCCUAGACCUCUAAAUGUAAUUGAAGGGCCUUUGAUGAACGGCAUGAAAAUUGUUGGUGAUCUUUUUGGUGCUGGAAAGAUGUUUCUGCCUCAGGUGAUAAAGUCUGCUCGAGUUAUGAAGAAGGCAGUUGGUCACCUUAUUCCCUAUAUGGAAACAGAAAGAGAGGAAAGGAGAGCCCAAAGAGGUGGCACAGAGGAAGAGGAUCCUUACCAUGGUACAAUAGUGCUAGCAACUGUGAAAGGAGAUGUACAUGAUAUUGGCAAGAACAUUGUGGGAGUCGUUCUGGGCUGCAACAACUUCAGAGUUAUUGAUUUAGGAGUCAUGACUCCAUGUGAUAAGAUACUGAGAGCUGCUGUUGAGAACAAAGCAGAUAUAAUUGGCCUGUCUGGUCUCAUCACCCCAUCUUUGGAUGAAAUGAUUUUUGUCGCCAAGGAAAUGGAGAGACUGGCAAUAAAGAUUCCUUUGCUGAUUGGAGGAGCAACUACUUCUAAAACACACACAGCUGUUAAAAUUGCCCCACGAUAUAGUGCACCUGUAAUUCAUGUCCUGGAUGCAUCCAAGAGUGUUGUGGUUUGCUCCCAGCUCUUAGAUGAAAAUGUAAAGGAUGAUUUCUUUGAAGAAAUACUAGAGGAAUAUGAAGAAAUUAGACAAGAGCACUACGAGUCUCUGAAGGAAAGAAGAUAUUUGUCUUUACAACAAGCUAGAAGAAAAGGUUUCCAUGUUGACUGGUUAUCAGGCCAUAAACCAGUUACACCAAAAUUCAUCGGCACAAAAGUCUUUGAAGAUUAUGACCUGAAGAGGCUGGUAGAAUACAUUGAUUGGAAGCCUUUCUUUGAUGUCUGGCAACUUAGGGGAAAGUAUCCCAACCGAGGUUUCCCUAAAGUCUUUAAUGAUAAAACUGUAGGCGAAGAAGCAAAGAGAGUUUAUAAUGAUGCUCAAAAUCUACUGGAAAAGUUGAUUAAUCAAAAGAGAUUACAAGCCAGAGGUGUGGUUGGGUUCUGGCCAGCUCGAAGUGUCCAAGAUGAUAUCCAUUUGUAUGCUGCAGAAGAGGCAGUGGGAUCUUUGGAACCAAUAGCAAAAUUUUAUGGCUUGAGGCAACAGGCUGAAAAGGACUCUGCCUGCACAGAUCCAUAUUACUGCCUCUCUGACUUCAUAGCACCGCUGGAUUCUGGCAUUUGUGACUACUUAGGCCUUUUUGCUGUGGCCUGCUUUGGUGUAGAUGAGUUAUGCAGUGAAUUCAGGAAACAGGAUGAUGAAUACAACAUCAUAAUGGUAAAGGCUCUUGGUGAUCGAUUGGCAGAGGCAUUUGCUGAGGAGCUCCAUGCAAGGGUACGAAGGGAAUUCUGGGCUUACUGUAGUACUGAGCAGCUGGAUCUCUCUGACCUACGCAGAAUUAAAUACGAGGGAAUUCGCCCUGCCCCUGGAUAUCCAAGCCAGCCUGACCACACAGAAAAACUCACCAUGUGGAAACUUGCAGACAUUGAGAAAACAACAGGAAUUGGUUUGACUGAAUCACUAGCAAUGAUUCCUGCUUCUGCAGUUUCUGGACUCUACUUUUCCCAUCCCAAAUCCAAAUACUUUGCUGUUGGCAAGAUAUGUAAAGAUCAGGUUGAAGAUUAUGCACUGAGAAAAAAUUUGUCUGUAGCAGAGGUGGAGAAAUGGCUGGGACCCAUUUUGGGAUAUGAUACUGAAUAACUGUGACACUUGUGGACGAAAGUUUUCCUUUGAUGGUCUGUUUGUCAGAAGGAACAAGAAGUACAUUCCCGCUGAAAACAGCUUUCUUCCAUCCAUCCCAAUAGCUUGUCUGGUUGUUUUAAUUUUUUAUCAAGGAACUUAGUAUUUCAAAUGUGCCCUGUGCUGUUGCCUUGGGACCAUGAAUGCAUUGCAGAGCUCUUAGUCAUAGCGAUGUACUUUUAUUUAUUUGUAUUCUUUGCACAAAUACUCCACCUGAGCAGCUAUAUGUAGGGCAAAAUGUGGAAGCUGCAAAACUCUCUUGUCCUCAGGCAGGCUUUGAAAGCAGGAGCAAAAAUUUCUACUUCAUAUAGAUACAUGGAUCCAUAUAGAACAAAAUUUGACUUCUGAUAUUUUAAUGUCUCUUGGCAAGUCCAGGUGCAGAAAUAUGACGUGAUUUUUGUGUAAAGUCUGUGAAGGUUUUAUACUGAGUGAUGAGAACAAAUGAGUAACAUCUUUUUGAAAAUCUGUCUACUCCAUGUUUAGGUCUUGUGGUUGGGAACAGAGGUGGUUGGUCUUUCUGAAUAAUAUCAGACUUUAAAUUACUUUGUGAUUGUGAUUGUAAUUAAAACUAUCAAAAUAAUACAGUGUGCCGGAACAACUCCAGAGAUGCUGUAUUAUGAUCAACUGUGGAAUGAAACAGAGCCCAUGAAGUUGUCCACCUCAUGCUUCCUUUUUCUUUCCACAAGUCCUCUUUCUUUCCACAAGCCACAAUCUGUUUCUGAUCUGUAUUAAGGGUAAUUGCACUUCCUACCUUACAGUUAUGUUGUGAGACUUAAUUCAUAUUUAAACAGUCUUUUGUAUGUGAAAAAUAUCAGAGAGGCAUAAUUGUUACUACAGACAGACAGAAAGCUUGGAGCCAACUUCAGUAUCACAAACUCUAAGCUUCUGGGUACCUGGAUUUUAGAAGCAAAUAGCAGCAAUACUGUAAGUAACAGUUAAUACUGUAGGCUUAUUCAUAAGCUUUACCUCUGAGCUAGCUGAUUGUUCAUAGCUUUUAAUAAUCUCUGAAAAGUGCCUCAGAUACUAUUUAAACAUGAAUUUAGUAAAAUAUUAUGACAAACCCUCCUCAUUUUCCUGAUCUCUAAUUGUAAGGAAAAGACCAAUAUUAUAAAAAGAAUGUUCUUUUAAAUAGUUUAUCUGUAAUCUAUUAAUAGUUAUAAUUUUUCUAAUGUCUUUAUCUGACACUAAAAGAAUCAUCUUGUAUCAAUAGAUUAAGAAAGGUUCAGCUGUCAAUGGUGUUAUCCUAUUAGAAUUCUUUAAAUGGCAACAAUAAAAUGUGUUCAAUAGUCUGAAUGGAUAAUGUCAAAAUUAUUCUGCACAUUGUACCACGAAUCUGAAAUGAUAAAGGCUGCUUUGGGGCUUUUAAAA